This is a messenger RNA of Sesamum indicum (sesame), 1189 nucleotides long. RefSeq names its product coiled-coil protein. Gene Ontology annotation, molecular function: transcription coactivator activity. The record is from RefSeq and is a predicted model, not a curated record. Gene Ontology annotation, biological process: transcription by RNA polymerase II. NCBI's taxonomy places the organism in Eukaryota, Viridiplantae, Streptophyta, Magnoliopsida, Lamiales, Pedaliaceae. Gene Ontology annotation, cellular component: nucleus.
CUUCAGCUCAUCCACUCCAUUUCCUAUUCCUAACCCCUUCAAUAACCUAAUUCCUAAAUUGUUUCCUCUCAAAUUUCAUUUUCUCAGGGAAAUAGUCGUUCAAAAUGCCGAAGAAAAUGGGAGUGAAUAGCAAAGCCGAAGCGGCUAGGGCUCGCAAGACCGCCACCGAGGCCGAUCGAAAAGAGCGCGAGGCCAGAGAAAAAGAAGAACAAUACUGGCGCGAAGCCGAGGGAGCCAAGUCUCGAGCCGCCAAGAAACGCGAAGAGGAAGCCGAGAAGCGAGCCGAGGCCGCCGCCAAGAAAGCCGAGGCUCGCCGAUUAGCCGAUCAGGAAGCCAAGGAUCUCGAGAAAAGCAUGAAGAAGCCCGAUAAGAAGGCCAAUAGGGUUUCAGUCCCUGUGCCUAAAGUCACGGAGGCGGAGCUGAUUCGCCGCAGGGAAGAGGAGCAGGCGGCCUUGCAGCGGCGCGCGGACGAGGAUAAGAAGAAGCAGAAUCGUAUUGCGGAUGAGGAAGAGUACGAAAGGAUGGUGAGCGUGGUGAAUACUAAUCGUGAUGAUGCUGUUAUUGAGGCAAGAACAGUGGACGAAGCUAUUGCGCGGAUGACGGUCGCGGAUACUUUGCCAGUAGAUAAGCAUCCCGAGAAGAGGCUUAAAGCUUCGUUCAAGGCUUUCGAAGAAGCUGAGCUUCCUAAACUGAAGGAAGAGAAACCAGGUCUAACACACACUCAAUACAAGGAUAUGAUUUGGAAACUCUGGAAAAAAUCUCCUGACAACCCCCUUAACCAGAUUGCUGACAGGUCGUGAGAUCAUCUUGUCAUGAGAAGCCUGGUAGUUUUCCUUUAUGGGCAGAAAGUAAGCUGCAGUUUCAUGUCUGUCUGAGCAUAUUCUGAUGAUUACGGAGACAGCUUUCGCCUCCUGCUUCUCUCCUAAACUUGCAGUACCCAUUUCAACUUGACACAAUUGGUUGAGAUAAUAAACUGUACCCCAUAAAUCAGUCUGAAUAAGUCCUUGUGUAAUUAUAUGAAAGCAAUUAAGACACAUUUUGGUCUUGGCAGUAAAUGACUGCAUGUAAUGAGAUUUAUUUGACAUGUAAAGAGAAUGGUUGAAAGAUAUUAUUGCUUCUAUUAAAGACAAUUCUAAUAUUGUAACCUUGCUAGUUUGAUGUUAAUUUUGACCCUUGGUGAGUUUGAGAA